This is a messenger RNA of Colletotrichum truncatum, 1554 nucleotides long. Its product is annotated as flavocytochrome c. The record is from RefSeq and is a predicted model, not a curated record. Lineage: Eukaryota; Fungi; Ascomycota; Sordariomycetes; Glomerellales; Glomerellaceae. Gene Ontology annotation, molecular function: oxidoreductase activity; FMN binding.
AUGUUCAUACGACCAAUCCGUCGUUUCAUCAUCACCUUCGUCUUCGGCAUUUCCAUAGCCAUUCUGGGCAUGCUAUACCACCGGCCCGUCACCAACGCAAUAAACAUCAUCACUCAACAGGCACUCCGAUUUUCGUCCCUCUCAAUGGCGUCGCGUAAGCAGGUAAUCGUCGUCGGCUCCGGUCUAGCCGGCCUAUCGGCGGCGCAGGAGGCGCUCAAUGCCGGGGCAUCGGUGCAGAUGCUCGACCGUGCGCCGAAGCCCGGUGGUAACAGCAUCAAGGCGUCCUCCGGUAUCAACGGCGCCGGUACCCGGUUCCAGAAGGCCGCUGGCGUGGAGAAGGACGACCUCUUCUACGACGACACAGUAAAGUCCGCAGGCACGCGGUUCAGGGAGGCCAAGGGAGGAGUUGAUCGCCCAAAGCUGGUGGAGUUGUUGACCAAGAGCUCGGAGGGCGCCGUGAACUGGCUCGUCGACGAGAUCGGGGUCGAUCUGAGCGUUGUUGCGCCCCUGGGCGGACACUCCGUUGCUAGAACCCAUCGUGGGGCGGGUAAGACGCCACCAGGCGCUGCUAUCGUGACGACAUUGCUGGAGAAGCUCGGGGAGAACCCCGACUUUCAAAUCAAGAACUCUGCCGAGGUGACAUUGUUGAAUGUUGCCGACGGCGCAGUGAAGGGUGUUCGCUACGUCCACGAGGGCGAGCAGCACGACGUGGAGGGCGCCGUUGUCUUCGCCGCAGGUGGCUUUGCAGGGGAUGCCAAUGGCCUGCUAGCCAAGUACCGCCCCGACCUGGCGGGUCUUCCGUCAACGAACGAAGCUCGCCCUGCUUCGCACGGUAUCCUAGAGGCAGUCGGCGCGGAGUUCGUCGACAUGGACAGCGUCCAGAUUCACCCCACCGGCUUCGUCGACCCCAAGGACCCUGAGGUGCGAUACAAAUUCCUCGCAGCUGAAGUCCUGCGAGGCGAGGGCGGCAUUUUGCUCUCCGACAAGGGCGAGAGGUUUGUCAACGAGAUGGAAACGAGAGAACACGUCAGCAAAGCAAUCAUGCAGCUGCCGCCCACAGAGAACGGCGAGAUAAGGCAGUGGAAUGUCACAUUGCUCAUGGACCCUGGCGCUUGUGACGCUGCAGAGGGGCAUUUGGGUUUCUAUCUUUGGAAGGGGCUCAUGGAGAAGAAGAAGGUAAAGGACCUCAGCCCGGAGAUUAUCAAGUCGAUAGACGAUUACUCUGCUCUGGUGGCUUCUGGAACCGACUCUGCUUUUGGUCGUCGGACAUUCGGCCGCUGGAGAUUGCAGGCAGGAGACAGCAACCGUGAGGAGGAGGUCUGCGUGGGCCGCGUGACACCGAUUACUCACUUCACCAUGGGCGGAGCGUCAUUCAACGAAAAUGCUCAGGUUCUUAGGGAAGAUAAGAGUGUGAUUAAGGGCCUUUGGGCAGCGGGUGAGAUCACGGGUGGAAUCCAUGGAGAUAACCGACUCGGAGGCUCCUCGCUGCUGGAAUGUGUUGUUUACGGAAGGAUAGCGGGCCAGCAAGCGGCCGCCGCGGCGUUGAGCGAGUAA